GCAAACGUCUAAACUACUUCCGUCUUCCAUCGUUGUACGGAACCAAGUCAGAAUCUGUUUCAUAAAACAGUUAAAACUCAUCUCCAGAGACUACGAUUCUCUUCCUAACUCUUCGACUAAGUCAAACAACUAAUAUAUUUUUUGAUGGAGCGAUGAUUAGGACCAAAGUGUUUGCAAAUGGCUGCCAAGAAUCUAUCUUCUGCUGUUUCACCAAAUUGUUUGGAUCCCUUCAAUAAGUUCAAAGUUAAAAUUGCACGAGAGCUCAGAUCGACCGAUGUGAGAGUUAUAAAAAGCGCAAUUGUUGGAACAAUACUAAACGAAAAUUUGAAUGAGAUCGACCCCAGAAAAGAAGGAGCUGGAUUGGAUUUGCUCGAUCUUUUUCAACGAUCAGGGCUUUUCUCAGAGAAUAAUCUUAGUUUAUUGAAAGAGGGACUUCAUUUAGCCAGCAGAGUAGACUUGGUAAGAAGACUAGAAGAAUUUGAAAAAACAAUAACUGAAGUGAAGAAUCUUCCAUUGUCACUAAUGAACCAACUUUCAGUUGCAGAACAGUCAGACUUACUUCAUCUACUUAUAACUGGGCAAAGAAAUUCUAUUGAUCCAUCCAGAAUCCAUGAAUUGAAAGAAUCAAUUAGCAAGAAGCUAAUGAUGAAAACAUCAGAAGUGCCCUUUGUUCGUAUGACUGAAACAAACCAAGAUUGCACCUUUGUAGUUUUCCAGUUUCUCCCUAAAGAUACUGGUAAUCAAAUUGACCAGCUUAUCUUAGCAGCUGCAAACAAAGAAGAAUGGCUGGUGAAUCUUGGAGUUCUUCAGCUUAAAAUAAAUGGGAAAGCACCCAUUUGUAUUGAUGAAAAUGUGCUCGAGAUCAAACAAGUACCACCAAAAGAAACAAAAAAAUUAGAAAUGAAGCAUAGUAUGGAACAUCAUUGUGACAAAGCUCUUGAUCUCAUUCUUGUCUUGGAAUAUUCCUGUUCUGUGACUCCACAUGUUCUGRAGCAGAUGCUGAAGCAUUGUCAGUCAGCAAUAAAUAUGUUAUCAAAAGGCUUCGACAUGAGACUAGCAAUCGUAACCUAUGGUAGCCACUAUUCAUCCCAACCAACCGAAGUGACCGCCUUUCUGACUCAAGAAUUUUUGGAUAAAUUUGAUUUUAUUACACAUGUUAAAGAUGGAGAACAGCAUGGAGGAGAAGCUGGAGGACCCUCUGGUCUAGCCGAUGCACUAGCAAAAGCUAAAGAAUUGGCAGGAGGACCAAAUGUUCGCAAAGAAGCCACUAAAUUGUGCAUUCUAAUAAACUUUUUGGUUCAAGAAGUCCAAAGUGUCACUGACCUGGAAUACUACAGGUGUUGCCAUGGUCACGAUGCCAUCCAACUUUGUAAUGAGCU
This is a messenger RNA of Actinia tenebrosa (Australian red waratah sea anemone), 1379 nucleotides long. RefSeq lists its product as uncharacterized. Lineage: Eukaryota; Metazoa; Cnidaria; Anthozoa; Actiniaria; Actiniidae. Gene Ontology annotation, biological process: regulation of apoptotic process. The record is from RefSeq and is a predicted model, not a curated record. Gene Ontology annotation, molecular function: protein binding.